Sinocyclocheilus rhinocerous is the source of this 832-nucleotide messenger RNA. It is a transcript of the gene psmg3, whose product is annotated as proteasome (prosome, macropain) assembly chaperone 3. The coding region runs from base 228 to 596 and encodes 122 amino acids. Gene Ontology annotation, biological process: proteasome assembly. The record is from RefSeq and is a predicted model, not a curated record. The transcript is spliced from 3 exons. NCBI's taxonomy places the organism in Eukaryota, Metazoa, Chordata, Actinopteri, Cypriniformes, Cyprinidae.
UUAUAUUUGCAUAGUCUGCUGCGCAUAGCACGGUUGUUUUAUCUACUGCUCCGCGUGAGUCUCUGAAGCCUCGGUGUUUCUGUGUCGUUUGUCCGCUUUUGACAAGCUAGUCGUCAGCGAUCUCCUUCGGCCUGCUGUCGCUGUAGCUUCUGCUAAACAACACAGAGCUGAAUGAAUGAGCUUCCUUGUCGUCUUCGUUUGCCUUGUACUUAAAGUGGAAGUAAAUAAUGGCUCCUCAACCCGUCAUCCGAUCUAGACAGACGGAAAAAACAAUAAACGGAAACCCAACUCAAGUUGUCUGCACGGAGUUCAGCAACUACAUUUUUAUAGUUUUGACACAGUAUGGUAAAAUUGGGACACUUGUAUCCAUAACACCUGACACAAGGUCUGGUGAAAUCAGCCUACCCAUGUUCAGUACCAGAGUACUGCUGGGAAAGGAUGAGCCUCUUACACAUGUCUAUGCCAAGAAUGUUGCAAUGUUUGUCUCACAAGAAUCAGGCAACCGACCGGUCCUGCUGGGCCUUUCACUUAAAGACAACAGCGCUGAAACUAUGAAAAACGUUAAAGAUAUGAUCAAAGCCUGCCAGGUUUGGUAAAACAGGAGGUCAAACGGCACUAUUUCUGGAUGAAGACAAAUGACGUAUCUGCACAGUUUUUACAACGUAAAUCUUGACUUGUCAGAAUGAUCUGCAAGUGCAGUUGUUAUCGCACACACUUUGAAAAGCUUGAAUUUUAAUGUUAAAAUUAAGAGUGCUGUUCAAGAUCACAUCUGUUUGCCUCUGUAUAAUAGAUGUCUUUCAGAUGCCCUGAGAUUAAAAUGAUAUUUUCUUAA